This is a messenger RNA of Letharia columbiana, 258 nucleotides long. RefSeq lists its product as uncharacterized. NCBI's taxonomy places the organism in Eukaryota, Fungi, Ascomycota, Lecanoromycetes, Lecanorales, Parmeliaceae. The coding region runs from base 1 to 258 and encodes 85 amino acids. The record is from RefSeq and is a predicted model, not a curated record. The transcript has 2 exons.
AUGAGGAAUGGUGUGCUGAUUAUUCCUCCAAAUGCCAUCCCAACGCCUCGUUACCGUCCUCCCGAAGUCGGUGUUAACCUCGUCGUCAAUGACCUCGUCUCCCCAACGAAAGGCGGCCCAUGGCCCGCCCAAACACGACCGGGCUUCCCAUCGAAAACAACCCCACCUUGUGACCACCUCCCCCAUUCUCGAUCAUCAACAACCUUCUAUCGACAUCACCCGAGUCAAGUCCACAACCCUAGACAUACGAACCCCUGA